AUGUGGACGAGAACGUACCGCUCUCUCUUUCCUCUGGCGUCCGACAUCGGUUCAGAGUAUAAAAAGGUGGCCAUAGUGGAAAAUUUCUUCGAUAUAAUUUACGGAGUUCACGUAGAAAUUGAUGGAAAAAAUGGAAAACACGCUGGUCAAAAGAAAACUUACCGAACGAUCACCGAAACGUAUUCUUUUCUUCCACGUGAAGCCGUUACAAAAUUUUUAUUAAAUUGUUACGAAUGUCAAAAAAGACCGAAUUCUCCAGCCGUUAAAAAAAUUCUUGGCAACAAAAUGGAAAAUAUAAAAACGUUACCCGAUACCAAAAAAUGUAUAAUAAUGAAAAAAAAAAAUCUAUCGCGUAGUAACAACAUGGCGGUCGCGGAGGAAAAAAAUAAAACUGAGACAGACAUUUCGGAAACGACAGAAAGUUCUAAUUGUGAACAAAACAGUCCCGAAAACCUUUGUAAAAGAGAUAAUAAUAAUAGACAAAGUAACAACAAUAUUGAAAAUUCAAAACCUUGUUCUCAUCGUGAAACUUUAUUAACUUCUACUCCUCUAACUAAUAAUAAUAUUAUAAUAAAAAAACUAAGAAAAAAUUUAUACGACACGUCAUCGGACUCGGAAAUUUCCAACGACAGAGCUUAUUCAAAUAUUGAUUCGAAUACGUUGAAUCUUUUAAAUAAUUACGACAAGUCGACCGGAAGUGACGUUGAUACAUCGGAUUCAUCAUACAAUGAAAAAAAAAUUAUUAAUAAUAUAAAUAUUAUAGAUAAUUUUAAAACGGAAAAUAUUUUUCCAAUAUGUUACCCGUUGCCUAAAUUUAACGGAAGAAAAAAAUUCGUUUUCGAUCGUGGCAGUAGACAAAAAGAAAAUGGCGUCAACGAUUACAAAAGGAUGAGGAUUUCAUCGAAAAAUUUAACAAAAUCAUGA
Molecule: messenger RNA, 924 nt
Organism: Pediculus humanus corporis (human body louse)
Lineage: Eukaryota; Metazoa; Arthropoda; Insecta; Psocodea; Pediculidae
Exons: 5
Coding region: 1-924 (307 amino acids)
Source: RefSeq, a predicted model, not a curated record